GCGCCAUAAGCCACAACCUAACCGUCGCGAGCUACGUGCUCUGUAUCUUACCAAGAGCUUCAAAUAUCAAUAUUUCUCCAAUCUUGAAUCCUAACGAAAAAAGGAAACUUCUACCCUAAACCAAAGUCGCGUAUCUAUAAAAAAGGAAACUUUUCUUCACAAAUUCACAACUAUCUCACAAACCCUUACAAGACCAUUCUCUCUUUAGUCUCUGUGGCUUCUUCUCAAUGGAGUGGGUUCGUGGAGAAACAAUCGGAUACGGCACGUUUUCCACCGUCAGUCUAGCCACGCCGUCUAACACCAAAGACUCCGGCGAGUUCCCGUCGCUCAUGGCAGUCAAAUCUUCCAACUCUCACGGCGGAAUCGCGAACGAGAAGUCGGUGUUGGAUUCACUCGGCGACUGCCCUGAGAUCGUACGAUGUUUCGGCGAAGAUCAAACGGUGGAGAAAGGCGAGAAGCUUCACAACUUGCUCCUCGAGUACGCUUCGAGAGGAAGCUUAGCGACUCGACUGAAGAAACUGAACGGCGAGGGUCUACCGGAGACCACCGUGCGCCGAUACACAGGAUCAGUGCUCAGAGGGUUACGUCACGUCCACUCGAGAGGGUUCGCUCACUGCGAUGUAAAACUCGGGAAUAUUCUGUUAUUCGGAGACGGCGCCGUUAAGAUCGCGGACUUCGGUCUGGCGAGAGAUUUAACGGCGUCAAAAGAAGGCGCGGAGAUACGAGGGACGCCGUUAUACAUGGCGCCCGAAUCCGUUAACGAUAGCGAGUACGGAGCGGCUGCUGACGUGUGGGCGUUGGGAUGCGCCGUUGUUGAGAUGUUCAGCGGCGAAACGGCGUGGAGUGUUGGGGAAGGGUCGCACUUCAUGUCGUUUUUGUUGCGGAUCGGUGUCGGCGAGGAGUUGCCGAAGGUUCCAGAGGAGUUGUCGGAAGAAGGAAAAGACUUCCUGUCGAAGUGUUUCGUUAGAGAUCCCGAGAAAAGAUGGACGGCUGAGAUGCUUUUGAAUCAUCCGUUCGUGGCCGUUGAUUGUGAAGACGAUUAUGAUGAUGGUCAACGAGACGAAGUCUCUUUGAAGGUGGAGGAAGAAGUAUCGACGUCGCCGAGAUGCCCGUUCGGAUUUCCUGACUGGGAAUCUAUGUCGUCCGAGUCUGAGAUGCAAUAUCAGCCGUUGGAUUCUCCGGUGGAGAGGUUUGAUAGGCUGGUUUGUGAAACGGUACCUGAUUGGUCCGUCGCCGAAGACUGGGUCACCGUACGGUGACGAAAGUGAGAAGAAAACAGGGGAGAAACAGAGUUGUUAUCUGUUGAUCAAAAAAAAAACAAGAGUUGUUAUCAAAGGCUAGGUUAUUUUUUUUAUAAACCUAGUUAGAUCCAAAUUGAAUGACUUUUAUUCAUAUUUUAUAUACAUGUAAUGUGUUCGUUGAUAUGAACAAUUCAUUGUAGUCUUA
This is a messenger RNA of Raphanus sativus (radish), 1446 nucleotides long. RefSeq names its product mitogen-activated protein kinase kinase kinase 20. Gene Ontology annotation, molecular function: ATP binding; protein kinase activity. Gene Ontology annotation, biological process: protein phosphorylation. Lineage: Eukaryota; Viridiplantae; Streptophyta; Magnoliopsida; Brassicales; Brassicaceae. Bases 228 to 1259 code for a protein of 343 amino acids. The record is from RefSeq and is a predicted model, not a curated record. The transcript has a single exon.